UCUAGGAGGGAGAAAUGGAUGGUGGGGUCGGUCAGGGAAGCACUUCAGGCUUGAUGGACACGCUUUUAGAACAAUUUAGUGAUAAUCAGUACCCAAACCAAGUACAUAAUUCUUCAUUGAUGCUCUUACAAGCUGAUCAUAAUAACCCUAGCAAAAAUGAAACAGUUAGAAACCCUAGUGGCUACUUGAUGGACAUAAACAACAGCAGUACUGAUGGAGGAAUCAGCAACAGCUCUUCUUCUUCGACGUUGGUGAAAACAAAGAUCAUGUCUCAUCCCCAUUACAACCGUCUCGUCGCAGCUUAUAUCAGCUGCCAAAAGAUAGGAGCACCACCGGAAGUUGUGGCGCGGCUGGAGGAAAUUAAUGCAUCACUAGUGGCAAUGGGUGGUGGAAAGGCACCGAUUGGGGAUGAUCCGGCGUUGGAUCAAUUCAUGGAAGCAUAUUGUGAGAUGCUGACAAAGUAUGAGCAAGAACUCUGUAAGACCUUCACAGAAGCUGUGCUUUCCUUGUCCAGAAUCGAGUCUCAAUUCCAAGCACUUUCCUCCUCAGAUUCUGCAUCUGUUGAGGACAAUGGCAUGCAUAAUAAUCUCGCAGACCCUCAAGCAGAGGAUGAGGAGUUAAAGAGUCAGCUUCUACGCAAGUACAGUGGUGGAUAUCUUGAAAAUCUUAAGCAGGAGUUUACGAAGAAAAGAAAGAAAGGGAAGUUGCCUAACGAAGCUCGACAACAGCUGUUGCAAUGGUGGACCAGAAAUUACAAAUGGCCAUAUCCAUCGGAGUCACAGAAGCUAGCCCUGGGACAAGCAACUGGUUUGGAUCAGAAGCAAAUAAACAACUGGUUCAUAAAUCAAAGAAAACGACAUUGGAGGCCAUUAGAGGACAUGCAAUUUAUGGUUAUGAAUGCUGCACAUCCUCAUCAUUAUUAUAUGAACAAUGUUGCUGCAAAUCCUAUUCAGAUGGAUAUAUCUUCUCCAUUCCUCUGAAUGUUUUAGCAUGGGCAGAAUAUUGACCGCAGAA
Messenger RNA from Daucus carota subsp. sativus, 1014 nucleotides. RefSeq names its product homeobox protein SBH1. The transcript has 4 exons. NCBI's taxonomy places the organism in Eukaryota, Viridiplantae, Streptophyta, Magnoliopsida, Apiales, Apiaceae. The record is from RefSeq and is a predicted model, not a curated record. Gene Ontology annotation, biological process: regulation of transcription by RNA polymerase II. Gene Ontology annotation, cellular component: nucleus. Gene Ontology annotation, molecular function: DNA-binding transcription factor activity, RNA polymerase II-specific; RNA polymerase II cis-regulatory region sequence-specific DNA binding. Bases 15 to 980 code for a protein of 321 amino acids.